Chinchilla lanigera (long-tailed chinchilla) is the source of this 8667-nucleotide messenger RNA. RefSeq names its product proline rich 14-like (gene Prr14l). The record is from RefSeq and is a predicted model, not a curated record. Bases 358 to 6834 code for a protein of 2158 amino acids. The transcript has 10 exons. Lineage: Eukaryota; Metazoa; Chordata; Mammalia; Rodentia; Chinchillidae.
CCGCAUGGCUGGGUCGGGCCCCGGAUGAGGAAGUGCGGGAGGACCAUAGAGACGGAGCGGCAGUAGUGGCCCGAGCGCCCACGGGCUUUCGGGUCCGCAGGCUCAGGUAGAGUUGGCGGUGAUCGGGCUGCCUCUGCAGAGACCAAGCUGGAGGGGCAAGCGCAGGACGCGGAGCGGGUCUCAGGAAGAGGCCCCUUCUCCUUCCCUCAUGGAGGGAUCGGCUACAGUGACUGAAUCUUUGGAAAAGAAAGCCCCUUUUUCAAGGUGAAAGGAGUGUUGCGAACUUCUGAGGGCCUGAUCAUUAUUGGUGAACCAUUUGAUGUAAAAGACUUGACUCCAUAAUCUACAUCUGCCCUAAUGCUGUCAUCUGGAGUAGAGACUCGGCCAGUUCUACAUGAUUCCUCCAUGUCUGCUGUGGUACAGGAAUUAUACUCUGAACUCCCAGUAAGUGUCUCCAAAGAGCUUCAUGCUGACCCUGAGCCAAGUGUGAAUCCAGAUGUAAAACCUGGAGCCUCAAGCUCUCUUGUAAGCCAGAGUAGAGCAUUACCCUUGGAACUGCAGAGGACCCAUGCAGAAAGUUGUUGUGAAGAAACCUCUGAGACCUUGGAUAAUAGGGGUGAGCCUGGGUGGUGUGGACUAGUGGACCCCACUGCAGGAGGUUCCAUGGCUUCUGAGAUCUUGGAUAGGGAAGAGAAAACCAAGAGCAUGGAGCUAAAGGUCUUCAGAGAUCAAGGGGAACAGGCAGAAGUAAACAGAGACCCUGGUGAGGGAGCAAGGAAAGACCCACAUCAACAUUCCACAGCUGCUGAAGAAAAGAUCAGCCCAAGUCAGGGGGACCUCCUAAUGAAGUCAAGCAAAGAACUUUUACGUGUGAGCCUCCCUGAAGAUUUUCUAAGGAACAAAGAAGGAAUUGUACAGUUUACAACUGAAAUUCUACCAAAAUCCCCUGAAGAUGCUCAAGGUAUGAAGGUCAGUGGGACUAAGAUGGAUCAUAAUAAUGAAGGACACACAAGUGGCAAUAUGAGUAAAGAGCUCUUAGCUGGGUCCAGCGAAUACCCAGAAGUAGAAGAAAUCACGAACAGCGGCAACAUUUCAGAAACCAGAACAUUAGUUCCCAUGGAGCCUUUAACUUUUGUGGAUCCUGGAUUGACAGAGACAACUCCUAAAGAAAAAGAAUGUGGAGAAUUACAAACUUGUCCUUCUCAUUUGUCAUUAUUACCGGAGAACAGUGCCAUUUCCAAAAUGGACAAUGAGAAAGAAGAGUUGUGUAAAUUAAACCCGGCCUGUGCAGCAGAUGACAAUCCCCCACAGAUUCUUAGCCACCCUACUGGAAAACACAGUUCUACAUUGGACACUUCCACAGCCACGGGAAAUGUGCAUGCCAUAAAAACCUUGGAGGAAAAUUCUAAAAUUUUAUAUCUCAUACCAAGUUUGUCUGAUCCAGAAUCCAGAACAACAUCCUUAGGAAAGUGUAGUUUUAAAAGUGGUUUGAUGAAGAGAUCUGAUGAAAACACAGACAAUUCCUGUUUUGCUAAGGAUGGUCUAAGCAAGAACUUGGCUUCCAGAGAAGAAAAUGAAGAACAGUCUUUGAAUCACAGGAGUGAAAGGACAGAACUCUGCUUUAUGAAUGCCAGACAACUAGAAAAGGAUUCCAAUGGUUAUUGUUCUGGUGAAAAAGAAACUGUUGAUUCCCUGGAAGGAAAUGUCCCUCAUAACAAUUACAUUCAAGGCAAUAACCAUACAGAGAGCUCUAGUUCUUUAAUGUCCAAUUCUUUAACUGAAGCCAUGGGAAUAAUGUUUAAAAAAGAUGAUUUGAAAAUCACUUUAGACAUGCAAGGUAAGUUGACAGACCCUGAGGACCAUAAAGAAACUGUUACUAAUAUGAACCAUCUCAGCAGACACUCAGAAGAAAGCAGCUUUUCCUCCUUGGUGCAGAUUGACGAGCCAGAACAGACAAACACUUUAGAGCCCAGUACAGUAAAUGAAAAGAUUUACAAUAAGGAUUCUAACUCCGUAGUCAGCUUCCAGAGAAAUCUGGAAGGUGAUACUCAGUUAAAUGAAUCAUCAUGUAAUGAUUUUCUGUCCAAAAGAAAAUUCCUUGUUAGUUUAAUGCCAGAAGAUCGGAUAUGUUCUAUGUCUAAAGAAGUAUCAAAAUCUGAGAAAGAUACUGCUCAGUUACCACCAUCUCUGGAAUUGAAUUACAGAUCUGAGUCAGGAAAAGCUAUGGAGACGUCACUGGAUAAUAUUCCAUGUUUAGAUGAACAGAAAAUUGCCCAUGAGAUGGGUGAACUUUCUUGUACCAAUGAACUGAUUGUAAACAAAGUAGAAUGUAAAUGUGUUUUAAAUCAAGUGUCCCUUAAUUCUCAAGAUCACGUGAAGUUGCCAACUGAUUCCUUACUACAUAGAAACAGAGAAAUGCCUUUAACAACAAGCAAAAAUGCCCAACAGAGCCAUCAUCCUCCAUCAGAAAAUGGAGCAGAUGUCCUUGCUGAUACCCAAACCAUUCCCACUGAGACACAAGUGAAAGACAUCCCUCCACUAGGUGACAUAACCUGUGAUGCCUCUUCAAACAGUCGCACUCCAAACGCCACACCAGGAAACGUAGAAAGAAAGCAAGAAAUGACCGAUUCAGGAACAGAUUUGCAUUCUAGUUUCCUCUCUGGUGUGACAGAAGGAGUUGGCUUUCCUUCAGAAGUUGCAGUCACAGGAUGUCAGAAUGUUCAGUCUCAGGAUAUCUCCAGCUGUCACUGUGUAAGAAAAAAUGCACCAGGAGAGAACUUGUGUUCUGCUUGUGUUGCUUCUGAGCCCAGCAAAAUCAUCCUGAAAGUCAGUGACUCUUCAGGAAUAAAACAUGAAAAUGCAUUUCAACAUAGUGGCCACCACUCCAGAAUAACAGAAGAGUUCAUGGAAAGUAGUUGUACAUCACAGGAGAGCAAACUUGAGGGGAGAAAAACUGAAAGCAGCUGUACAGAAGGUAUGAUCAGAAAUGAAGUGACAGCUGGUAUUUCAGAUAGUAGAGCUUCAGAUACAGCCACUCACAUCACUGGUUGCAUUGAACCCAAUGAGGAACGGCUAGAUAGAAAGGAGCUGGAUAUACCCAAAGAAACUGUGUUUUGUAAAUGUAACAUCUCUGAUUGUUCUCCUCAAAAACUAAACCGAUUUGCAAACAUUCCAAGUCCUGAAACAUUGUCUUCUACCCUUGUGUUCUCCAGUUUUAAAAACAUGAACCAAGGAGUUGAAACGCUUGAUCAGAAGGCAGAUGAAGUCCUUGGCUGCCAGAGUAACCAAAACAGACCAGAUCAAUGUAGAAGUUACGAUAAACUAGCUAAGGAGACACGAGAUAGUGACCAGAGAAAGACCUUCACAGAGCCCAAAAGAGGGGUAACUCACAAUGAAAAGGACCUAAGAGUCAGUUUAGGCAGUAAUAACAUAGUGUCUUGUGGAAGUCCAAAGAAAGGUGAUUCCAAAGGAGAUGUUGAAGAUAUUUCUGGUUCUGAAGAAUUUACAGAUGAUAUGAUAAACAUUGUCUGUGCAGACCGUAGUAAAAAGCCUACAGAAGGAGUGCUAGGCAUGAAAGUAUCUAGUACACUUGAUUGUAGUGCAUGGCAAGAUAGACUGCCAUUUCACAAAACCUUAAGGAGUACCUCAACUCAGAGAGGUGCAAUAAAUGCUGGACUUACAGGAAAAAUCAGCCAGGACUCAGAUCUCUUAAAUGCUGCUAAUUCUACAAUGGAAUCUCUUGAAAUAAAAAAACCAAGUGAAGAGAAAGUAUACAAGUCUUUAAAAGACUGUGAAAUGGGAGAAUGUCUAGACUCUUGUGCCCAUGAGAUGGAGUCUGUUGCAGAUCAUGAACCAAAUACAAGCAUAAUGGACAAAGUCAGUGUGUCUUUAAAUUAUAUUCAUCAUGAACACCAAGAUAAAGGCACAUCUCUGAGAGGAACACAAGGAACUGAAGGAUCAAAACUAGAAGAAAUAAAUUCCGAGUUUGGCAAGGAACAAGCCCUUGGAAUAUCCUCAGAAGACUCAGUGUCUUCUAGAUGUCAAGGGGAGAACUCUGUUCCAUCAGGGACACUUGAAUCCACUGAAAUAAUGCCUUUGUGUUUGUCUUCUCAAGAAAAUCUAGAAACUGUUAUUAAUAGUGAAGAAACUUACCUGAAAACUCUGUCCAACCCGAAGGGUGGUGAAGUGCUUCGUGAAAAUAUAAAGGACUGCACAGCGCUGCCUAAGAUGAAGGUAGAAGUGCCAAGGGAUAUGAAUAAUCCUAGUGGAGGGUACGUCAGUGUGAAAAAGAAUGUUUGCAAAGCUUGUCACCCUCAUCAGAAUUCCUCUGAUACACACUUGCCUUUGAUAAUGGAAGCAGCAACUACAGCAAAUGGAGAAGAAGCCGAAGGACAUCAGAGUGAACGCCUAAAUCAUUUAACUGUUGAGGAAGAACCUGAGGGGAUGAUUGCCACAAAAGGAAGUGAGGGUUAUCAUUCGAGCAAGACCUCUCAGACCUUCCUGAGAUGCCAGGGAAGGCAUGGUGACCCUGAAAAACCACAAAGCCAGAACAUUUUGAACUGUGUGUUGCUGAAGGAAGAGGACCACGUGUGUCAAAAAGGAACACAGAUGACAUUGGAACAAUACAGACCAUCUAUUACGCUGUCAGAUGAAGUGCAAACGAAGCUCCAAACAAAGGCUGAUGGAUAUGAGUCCACCAUGAUGAAAGAAAUCACCCCAGCAAAACCAGCCAAGGGCAACAUUGCUGAACCAGUUCAGAGGAUGGAAGACCCAAAGGGGGAAAGCUUUCGUCGUCCGUUAAAGGACAUUGAGUUGUGCACAGUUCCUUGCCUUCCUGGUGCUCCUCAGAAAGCACAAGACCCCAACUCUGCUGGGUGCAAUCCAGUACAUGGUGCCUUUGGGAAUACUUGCCAUCAGAAAGGAAUGCCUCCCUUAAAGAAGCAGCCCAAUCGAACAUGUAAGAGAGUUUCUUGUCAGGAGCCAGUCAGCACAGGGAGGAAAUUAAAUAAAAUCCGAAGUUCUGCCUUUGGAAAGAGUUCCUCUGAUCCCAUCCCCACAAAAGCACACAGACUUCUCAGCUCACAUGCUGCAUCUGUGCUUGCACCAUUAGAACCCAAAACAGUACCUUGCAAGAGCUUGCUUCGCCACGUACCAAAGCAGAGGACUGCUGCAUGCCAUCCUUUGAGGAGCCUGAAUUUUAGGAAGUCUACCAAAGAAUCAGCCUUAUUAAACAAGCUAUCUAUCCUUGCCUCCAAACUAGCUCCGGCCGCAAAAACCCAGAAACUCAGAUACCGGCAAUGUUCCUCUGCACUUCUUCCAGUGGCCAAAAGCUACAAGCGCCUCAGAUAUAAAAGACUCCUGGAUGGAUUUUCCUAUAAUGCAAUGCAGCUGGAUCCAUAUUUGGCAGCUAGAGGAUGGGGUAAGAGGCCUAACAAUAAGGCCUUGACACUUUAUUCUCCUGAAGCCAUCAAGAUGAGCUUCAUAGAGUUGAGCAACAAGAUGCCAUCACUGCUUUUUGGUUCUGAAAUCUUGCCAGUUUCCUUUCAUGUGAAAUUAGCCUCUGACUGCAUGACCGAGUUCUCAAGGACUUUUCCUGAGCACUGUGCUCCAGCAAGGCUUGCCUUAGAAGAGGCCUCCCAGUGCCCAUCUCAACCACCCAAGUGGACCUUUUCUUUCUUUUUGUCGCAUAGUUGCCCUGGGAUGGCCACAUUCAGGGAAGACACUGGCCUCCGUAGUCAGGCGCACACUCAGGCUCCUCAGCAGACUCCAGCUCCUCUCCAAGACUGUGGAGGCACCUCCAUAGUCCCGAGCAGAGCAAACUGCUCUGUCCUUGGCCUUCACACGCUUCUAGCACUUUGUUCCCCAGGAUGUUACCGAAUCUGGACAAAGAAACGGAGCUUCUCCAGCCACAUGCCGACCAUGCAGAGGUUCUUCAUGGCCCAGUUUACACAGGGCUUAAAAGGGUUAAGGUCUCCAGCUUCCAUAGCAAACAAGAUCUUCUGUUCUCUGCCCUACUCAGUGGGCAGAGUGCUGUCUAUUUGGAGCCAGCAUGGGCCUUCCUCCUGUUCCUUCGAAAUCUCUGCUCUUCAUUCCAUUCACAGCAAGCAGCCGCCGAGUCUGAGUACCACAAGCAGCCACACCGUGUUACCAUAUGUGCCUCUUCCGGGCUUGGAAGCUACAUACAGCACCAGUGGCAGUCAGAUGAGACUGGAGCCUGCAUUCCCUUCCUUGGUACCAAAGUCUUGCUUGGUAACAGAGCCAGCUGUCGGCCAGCUCCUGUGUUCAGCUUCUGAAUUCCAAGUUCCUGGGUUUGAUGAACUGGAUGGUGUGACAGCAGCAUGCCCCCGACCACAGAGCAGCCCUCCAGAACAGAAAGAGGCUGAGCCAGAGAAGAGGCCAAAAAAAGUCUCACAAAUUCGCAUCCGGAAAACCAUUCCUAAACCAGACCCCAAUCUUACUCCCAUGGGCCUCCCUCGCCCCAAAAGGUUAAAGAAAAAGGAAUUUAGUUUAGAAGAAAUAUAUACCAACAAAAAUUAUAAGUCUCCUCCUGCAAAUAGGUGUCUAGAGACCAUAUUUGAGGAACCCAAGGAACGAAAUGGUACGCUAAUCUCAGUCAGCCAACAGAAGAGGAAGCGAGUUCUAGAAUUUCAGGAUUUUACGGUCCCGCGAAAGAGGAGAGCGCGAGGUAAAGUCCAGCUGGGUGGCAGCUUUACCAGGGCGCAGAAGGCAGCUCUGCAGAGUCGAGAACUGGAUGCUCGCUUGGUACAGAAACUGAUGGAGCUGGAGACCUUCUUUGCCAAGGAAGAGGAACAGCAACAGUCAUCAGGCUGUUGAGGAGCAGCGUGGUUGGGUCUCAAUCUUGGCUCUUUCCAGACCUCCCUGAAAGAGGUUGCCUGACUUUGCCCUGUGUCCAAACUACUCAAGAUGCCCAGUCCAAGAAUUUUUACCUAUUUCAAGGUGCAGCCUUUUUAGGAACUGGUGAUGGAGGGUCCUGUGUUUCUACUGCUGAGUAUAGAACCUCAGGAAUGCUCUCUUUCUCCUGGAAAUGGUCCCAAAUGACGUCUGGCCGCCUCUUCCUUAUGUCUGCCAUCCACAGGAGGGAGAAGCCACGUAUCUUACGCAACACUAAAAUUCCAAUGACUCAGAGCCUUUGCACGUCCACAUGAAAGUUCUGCUUUGUUUACGGUGGUGCUAGACCAAGAUGACCUAGAAACAUGGUCCAGGGAAGGGGACCUGGCUUCCUGUCCUGUGUGGAAUAACCAGCUCAUUUCAGUAGUGGAGAAAAGAUGAGCUGUUGUAUUUUCUAAUUCUUUUGAGUCUGUCUGCCCAGAACCUGUUACUGUGAGUGUGUGUGUAUGUGUGUGGCUUUUCCCUCUUGUUUUCUCCCCUCUGUGACUAUGGGUCACUAGUGCCAGAGGAGCCCGUCCAGGCCCCAAUCAAAGUAAGUUGCACUUUCUAAUGUUGUGAUGUUGAUUAUUUUCAUUUUAUUUCAUUUUUCAUAUGUGUGUGUGCGUGUGUAUGUGUGUGCGUGUUACUGCUGCAUGUUUGGGGCCUUUAAAUGUGAUUUUAAAACAAUUUUUUAAGAAAUUAAGGAGAAAGACAAUACAUGUCUUAAGAGAAUACAUGAUAGGCAUUCAACCCAGCUGACUGGUGCAUGGAAGACAUAUUUCCCAUUCAUGUGUUUAACUCAGUUCCUCUCCAUCUCUAACUUCUAGAGUAGUUGAUUAGAGGGAGCACUUUCUUUUUUAAUCUGGGUUCUUACUCCUGCCUACGAAGUACACAUUUAUUUUAAUGGCAUAAUUAAGGGCAGAUUUCUCUCAUGAUCACUUAAAAAACUCGAAGGUUGAGUGUGCUUUCAUCUGAAAUGUUAGUGUGUGGCAAAGUUGGGUACACCGGCUCAGAUAGUAUCAGAGGCCAACCUAGAAGGUCUUCAGCUAUUCAAGCAGCUUACUGUGGGAGUCGGGGGAAAGUCAGGGUAGCAGUGCAGACCCAGUGAUGUAUUUUUGGAGUGGGAUCCUGAAAUUCUACAGCCAGACCUCUCCGAGGGUACCUCAUAUACUCUGGUCCUGCGUCAGACCGACUGGAAGUACUGUCAAAUGCCAGAAAUAGCUCAGUUUCUGGCUCUGUGUCUGCUGGACUCUGCGGACAGCAGGAUACGAUGUGGGCACCAGGCCCAGAGGUCUCCUUUCUUUCCCACCGAUUCCCUGUGUGCCCUUGCUCCCUUACUCCUCCACUCCUUCCAUUGCAGUUUCUUUUUCUUCUUCCUUUCUGCCUUUUAAAGUCAGAAUUCAGAGUUAAUAUUCCUUGGCUGGUGAGUAGGAUGCUGGAGUCAGCCGAGGGACACUGGUCCCCUCUUCCCAUCCUCCUAGGGGCCACCACCGUAAAGCAGCUGAUGAUGAAACUAUCAAGUUCCAGGGACAAUUCCCAGUCUGUUCAGAAGAGUUUGUGGUGCCGCCUUGGAGUGCUUGGCUGACUCUUCUGGGAUUCUUUUGCUCCCCCGUGUUGGUGGAGAGAUGGGAUGUGGGUCACUCGGUGCCUUUCCUUUACAGGUUGAUAGUCCGUACCACAGUGGAGCAGAAAAACUGACAUACACAGAGAGGGAGGGAGUGGUGGAAGUGCCAUGUUUAUCUUCCAGGCUUGCCACCUCAGAGGCGGGAUUUAGAUAAA